Messenger RNA from Sphaerodactylus townsendi, 1587 nucleotides. RefSeq lists its product as uncharacterized. NCBI's taxonomy places the organism in Eukaryota, Metazoa, Chordata, Lepidosauria, Squamata, Sphaerodactylidae. The record is from RefSeq and is a predicted model, not a curated record. The transcript has 2 exons. The coding region runs from base 1 to 855 and encodes 284 amino acids.
AUGUCUAAAGCAACAACAAGGAAACAAAGUAUAUCAGACAAAGCAGAGAGAUCAGAACUGGAGACAAAGAUGGACCAGAUGCUGGAAAUGAUGGGGGAAAUGAAAAAGGAAACAAAUGCAAAAUUAGAAGGACUAGACAAUAAAAUUAUGAAUCUUGAGAAGAGCGUAGAAACAAAACUCCAGAAAAUUGAGACUGAAUUAAAUAUAAUGAAAAAGGAUCUCUCCCAUGUAAAGGUGAUAGAGAACGCGGUGAAAAAGCUAGAGGCGAAAUCGGAAGAACAAGAUAAAUUAAACGUGAAGUGGGAAAGCAAAAUCAACUUACUAGAGGAGGAGGCAGAAAGAACUGCCAAACAGUGUGCUUUAUUGGAAUUACGACAAAAAAGAAACAUUUUAAGAAUCAAAGGAGUCCCUGAAGAAAAAGACGAAAAGAUUGAGAAAAAAAUGAUUACACAUCUGGCAAAAUUUUUGGAUAUGGAGGAAGAGAUGCUAGAAGAAGACAUAAUAAGAAUAAUAAGAUUAAGUCCAAAGGGGCAUGAUGAAUUUAAAAAAAAUAGAGACGUAUUAAUUUUUUUUUCGAGACUGCAAACUAGAGAUGAAUUAUUAAGGAAGAACUCAAAGGAAAAACUGAAAAUAGACUCAAGAGAUAUUAUAAUACUAAAAGAGAUUCCAAUUUGGAUUUUGAACAGAAGAAGAAGUUACAAUCCUCUGAUUAAUUUUCUGAGGGAAAAAGACAUCACCUUUAGGUGGGAAGAAGUGGAGGGACUCCGACUAAAAUAUAACUCCAAAUUUGUGAAGAUACUAACGAUACCUCAAGCACAGAACUUCCUUGAGAAAAUUAAAAAGGACUUUGAGUAAAUAAUUAAUAUCUCAGCUAGGAUACAACUCGCUAAGAAAUGGAAGAGGACUACAAUUCCAACGGUAGAAGACUGGUUAACGCAGUUGAUAGAAUACGCAACCUACGAUAAAUUGUCUAAUGUACUUAAAAACAAAACACUGGAAAAAUUUAUAGAGAUAUGGCAACCAUUGAUACGAUUUCUUCAAUCAAGAGAUGAUUAUAAGAAUGUUAUUAUUUGUCUACAGUGUUGAUUUAAAAUUAUAUAAGAGUAUAAGGAAAUAAGAUUACAAAAUUUUUGUUAACUGGUUUAAUGUAAAUAAGACUCCAAGAAAUAUGGAUAAAUGAACUACAUAACAGAAACAAGGCUAAGGGGAGGUCCCGCCAUACUCUACAUGUUUUUUGUUUUUGUUUUGUUUUUGUUCCUUUUACUGUCUUACUUUUUAUAUAUACAAUUUCUUAUACCUAUUUAUUUAUGUAUUUUUCUUUUUUCUUUUUCUUCUUUUUUUUCCCCCUUUCCUUAACUUUCUAAAUUAACUAAUUAUAGAAAUAACUCUUUGAGGGGUGAUGGGUGGGUGUAUAUAUUCUCAUCAAGUACUUGGAGAAGUCUGUCUAAAUUCUAGUUCUGAUCUAUCUACAAAUCUGCCACCAAUAUAUAUCCAAAGAAAUGUAUAGCUAAGUUGUAAUUAUCAAAUGCGGGAUUUGUUGUUAUUUUAUUAUGUAAACUUAAUAAAAAUUAUAUUUAAAAAAAAAAA